CGUUCACGUUCCUUGCACCAUACGGUUCGCGGCAACAUUUUCGAACGCCAGUCGACGCGCCGCUGUUUCGGCUUGUCGAAGACGACGUUUCAUAACAGUCCCGAAUCCCACGUCCUUGGCUCUGUUAAUACAAUUAGUUUUGUAGUCGCGACAGGACGAGAACUCCUGGAUACAGGUCGUCUUCCUCAGUCAGUGACAUCCUCAGUCGAACGAACGAAAGACUGUCGUACUCGCAUUCGACUUGCUUUUCACGGCCUAUCAUGCUCGCGAUCAUCGUAAGAACCGUCGCUCGCCGCUCGUUUUCCACAUCGAAAUGGGCAGCAGCACAUCAGAUGACAGUGCGAGAUGCUCUGAACUCAGCUUUGGAUGAGGAGAUGGAAAGAGAUGAGAGGGUACUCCUUCUUGGUGAAGAGGUGGCAAUGUACGAUGGUGCUUACAAAGUCUCUCGAGGUUUGUGGAAGAAGUAUGGAGACAAGCGAGUUAUCGAUACACCAAUUACUGAGGCUGGUUUUACCGGUAUUGCUGUUGGGGCUGCUAUGGCCGGCCUAAGACCAGUCUGUGAAUUCAUGACGUUCAACUUUUCGAUGCAAGCAAUCGAUCAGAUUAUCAAUUCAGCCGCCAAGACGUUUUACAUGUCUGCGGGUAGAGUCAACGUGCCGGUGGUGUUCCGUGGGCCCAAUGGUGCUGCCGCAGGCGUCGGGGCGCAACACUCUCAAUGUUUUGGCGCCUGGUACAGUCACUGUCCUGGUUUGAAAGUAGUGUCACCUUACAACAGUGAAGAUGCCAAGGGCUUGCUAAAGGCAGCUAUUCGAGAUCCCGACCCAGUAGUAAUGCUCGAAAACGAAAUAUUAUAUGGUGUGCAGUAUCCUAUGUCCGACGAAGCUCUAUCUAAGGAUUUCGUCCUGCCGAUCGGCAAGGCCAAAAUAGAACGAGUGGGCAACCAUGUCACAUUGGUGGCACAUUCCAAAGCGGUCGAGGAGUGCCUCGAAGCGGCCAACGAGCUCGCCGGCAAAGGGAUCGAGGCUGAGGUGAUAAAUCUUCGCUCUCUGAGACCGCUGGACAUAGAUACCGUCGUACAGUCCGUGGUGAAGACAAAACAUCUAUUAACGGUUGAGCAAGGCUGGCCGCAGUGCGGCAUUGGCGCGGAAGUCAGCGCGAGAAUUGCUGAGAGUGAAGCUUUUUACCAUCUUGACGCGCCUGUGAUUCGUAUCACUGGUGUUGACACGCCUAUGCCAUAUGCAAAAUCGUUGGAGGUCGCGGCUUUGCCACAGAUAAAGGACAUAGUGAGCGCCGUUCACAAAGUUUUAGGAGUGACGCAGUAGUCAUUAGUCUCGCAAGUACUUAGGUGAAAUCCAGAUAUUUUUACGGUUCUCCUAAAGCGCAUUGCAGUUUCCUCAUCUCCCGGAUCCAUGCUUCUAUCUGAUAUAUUCUACCUCGUCCAAUCAUCGUUAGAUCAUGAAUAGUAGAAUUUAUCGCAAAUGAGUGAACAAGUAAGUGCAAAAUCUUCGUAAUAUGAAGAUAUACUGUCGCUGGAUAAAAUGUCUAAGAAAUGUUUCCUUGUAAGUUUUAUGCGUGAAACUCUUACAAAGAUGUACGUGUUACGGAAGAAAUCUGAACGUACAUUUGUUAUAACAUAUAAAGAGGUUUGUAGAAUUGCACUUUUUUAAAGUCAGCGUGCAAUCUGUAUAAUAAAAUAUACAGAUAUUGAUUAAUAUACAUCUUAUUAUUAGGUAAUUGAUACGUGAUAGCAAUUGUAUAUGUAUAUAUCUAUUUUAGUACUUAUAUCAGUAUGCUAAUUAAAAUAUUAAUAUGUAUAAUUGUAUGCACAGAAAGAUCUAACUUGUCUUCGAUUUACAAAUAAAUCGAAAUUAAUCUCUGAUUAAUAUACAUUACAUAUAAGUGAAGCUAUUCUACUGCCGUCUUAAUGAGAACUGCCUUUCUCUUUGUGGAGUUUCACGCCGCGUGUUGUCCACAGUAUCGGCAAAGAAUAUGUGGAUAGUACAAUAUUCGCGAUUGAUUGAUGCGCCGUCGCAUAUACAUACGAUUGCAGAAUUACAGACAGCACAUAUGUGCUGCCUUUGUUUAUUUAUUACAGAAAUUUAAUAAAUUGUCAUGUACAAUUUA
Molecule: messenger RNA, 2124 nt
Organism: Odontomachus brunneus
Lineage: Eukaryota; Metazoa; Arthropoda; Insecta; Hymenoptera; Formicidae
Gene: Pdhb
Product: pyruvate dehydrogenase E1 component subunit beta, mitochondrial-like
Exons: 5
Coding region: 261-1322 (353 amino acids)
Biological process (GO): pyruvate decarboxylation to acetyl-CoA
Molecular function (GO): pyruvate dehydrogenase (acetyl-transferring) activity
Source: RefSeq, a predicted model, not a curated record